Molecule: messenger RNA, 2064 nt
Organism: Priceomyces carsonii
Lineage: Eukaryota; Fungi; Ascomycota; Pichiomycetes; Serinales; Debaryomycetaceae
Exons: 1
Coding region: 1-2064 (687 amino acids)
Biological process (GO): regulation of GTPase activity
Cellular component (GO): cytoplasm
Molecular function (GO): guanyl-nucleotide exchange factor activity
Source: RefSeq, a predicted model, not a curated record
AUGAAUGAUAGAAAAGACUUGCUGCAAGUAAAAAUGAGCGCCGAAAGCCUGACAUCUUACAACGAGAAGAGCCACUUAAAAUUCACUCAAGAUAAUAAUGAUUAUGAAAAUGACGAAGAGCGUGAAGCUAAAAAUAAUUGCUUGACCAAAACAGAUUCUUCGGGACCAUUGAGCCCAAUAUCUGGUGUAACACAAAUUGAUAAUCCACCGUCAUCUACAAGUCCAAUUUUCAGAUCUCCUAUGCCUAUAAUUUCAUUUUCUCCCACAGAUAAAUCAUUGCUGUUAAGGAGAUUCAAAGAGCGAAAGACAUUAGAAGAAUUGGUUGAUAGUGAGCAAACUUAUGUUGCAUCGAUGACAAUGCUACUUAAUUUUUAUAUUGAGCCACUUCAUAUAACUUAUGAGUCCGAAGUUGCUCAACCUUUCAAGUUCUUUGAGCUUUACAUCACUCAAUUGGUUGCAAUUCAUUCUAAAUUGUUACGAGAUAUGAGAAGCAAGUUAGCGGGUGGUAAAAUUAUCGACGAUGUCACAGUGGAAUUAGCACAGCUUGUAGCUAGCACAGGAGUGAAUACUUACUUAUAUGAGGAAUACUGUAAUAUAUAUGAAGAUGUCCUCAAUUUCGUGAAAGGCAAUAAUCUUAAUCAAAAUAUGUUAAAUUUGAAUAACCAUUGGAUAAAAGCUUGGGAGCAUUAUUUGGAUGCAACGCAAACUAGUACUAUUCGUAUGGAUUUGUCUUUCAUAUCAUUAGCUCAAAGGCCCAUAUCUAGAAUAGGGAAGUAUAGGUUGAUAGUAGAGGCAAUGUUAAAGCACGCAGCCAAAAGCAAGCAUGAAGAAUUAAAUAGCUGUUUGAGUAGCCUUAAAGCCAAACUUUCCACAAUAAACGACAAAUCUCAAAAAUCAAAGGAAAGUGAUAUUAGUGUUAAAAUAAACGAAAUGCUUAUUUUUGAUGACAUUCAAUACCAAUUCGGACUUUGCCUGCAAUUUUUUGGUAAGCCGCUUCUUAUCGGUUCCCUAGUUGGAAUUUGGGUGGAAAGCAAGCAUCAGAAAUCAACAACAUUUGGCUGCUUCUUGUUUAAGAGCCAUUUUGUUUUAUGUGAUAUGAAUGAAAAAAAAUUUAAGAAGUUUAUUGUCAAGUUUAUAAUUCCUUUAGCAAGUUGCAAAAUUUUGAAAAAUAGCGAGGAAAUAAUGGACGGUUUACAAUCAAGCUUUCCCUACUUGUUCAAAAUUAUAUUUGAACAUAAAAUGUGCCAUUAUGAAAUACUAUUACUAGCUAUAACGAGAGCAGAGCAAGAUAUAUGGUAUGAUUCGUUAAAUGUUCUCAUUAAUUUCGUUAAUGGUCCCUAUGAGUUGGACUUCUCAAAGAAUGAUUCACAACAACUAAUUACUUAUCCAAGUUUUAUGUCGCCAUAUGAUGCUCACUCAUCAAUUUCUCAAGAGGUAAGAAUCUCUUGCUAUUAUAGGCAUCAUAUUGCUAUUUAUGUCCUGGUGAAUUUCUAUAAUCAAAGGUUGAAGGAUUUAAACCAUAAAAACUCCUCCACUUGUACCAAUUUACCUUAUCGGUCGCAAGCAAAUAAUUCAGAAAUUUUGGUAAUACUAAAGAAAAAUGAAAGAAUUUUCGCAGAAUUUGAAUUACUUGAAGUUUGGAGCAAGGAAGUUCCCUUAAUCUUCCAUGAGAUUGGAAAAGCACCUCACAGAAAGCCAUCCCUUAGAAAAAGUGCAAGUUGGACUACAAUCAGAAUGGGAACUCUCAAGUCUUUGAGAUAUUCGAAUAGUUUCAAUGAAGUACUCAACAAUAGUGAUCGAAUCUUUAAUAACGGUUCAGAUAUUGUGAUUAAGGCCACCCACGAAAAAUUAAAACCCACAAGUACUUUCAAUGAGAGAAAAUUAUUGCAAAAAUCUAUCACUUUACCAGACUUAAGGAGAAUUAAUAUCGAGGACGCCGACAAAAUCGAGUCCCAUGAGGAACAUUUUAAAAUACAUCGUUCUAGGUCGAACAGAGUAAAAAGUGCUCUUUUUGGCUUUUUCCACCCCGCUGAAGCACAAGUAAGAGAAAGUGUUGCGAAAUAA